Molecule: messenger RNA, 467 nt
Organism: Cucumis sativus (cucumber)
Lineage: Eukaryota; Viridiplantae; Streptophyta; Magnoliopsida; Cucurbitales; Cucurbitaceae
Exons: 1
Coding region: 153-317 (54 amino acids)
Biological process (GO): negative regulation of cell population proliferation
Source: RefSeq, a predicted model, not a curated record
UUUGCCCUCAUACCCCAAGUGAGAGAAACCCCCAUGAUUCUCUUCUCUAUAUAAACUGGAGGGCCCUCCCAUUGGCCGACUUCACCAAAAAGUCCCCCUUACAAAAUCAACACAAAAGGGUAAAAUUAUCAAAAACUAGAGAUCAAGAGAAGAUGAGCAGAAGCACAAAGACCUCCAUGGGAGAUGGCAGGAUCAAGAAGGACAAGAAGGUUUCAUGGAGAUCAAGAUCAUCUCUUGGAGGUUAUAUAAAAGAGCAAAAAGGAAGGCUUUACAUUAUUCGAAGUUGCAUCGUAAUGCUUCUUUGUUGGCACGACUGAAUUUGCGAUGUUCGAUGUUCGAUGUUCGAUGUUCGUAUCUCAUUUCUCGCUCAUGCUAAUAGAGAUACUUUCCACGAGUUGAGGUUCAACGUAACUCAUGGAGAUCGAGAUCAUCUCCCUUUUUGUUUACUUUAUCUGUUUCUCCACAUU